Molecule: messenger RNA, 1991 nt
Organism: Condylura cristata (star-nosed mole)
Lineage: Eukaryota; Metazoa; Chordata; Mammalia; Eulipotyphla; Talpidae
Gene: ABI3
Product: ABI family, member 3
Exons: 9
Coding region: 494-1627 (377 amino acids)
Biological process (GO): regulation of cell migration
Cellular component (GO): lamellipodium
Molecular function (GO): SH3 domain binding
Source: RefSeq, a predicted model, not a curated record
UCCUAUCCACCCUCCACUCCCCCAUCCCUUGGUGACUCAUCCCUGCGCUUCCCAAGGAAGCCCCCACCCUCUGCCCUUUCCUCCCCUUCCAUGAGUGGAAAAUCCACCCCCCCACCCAGGCAGGCCUGCCCCCUUCCUCCCCAGCCUCCAGCCCAUCCCCCAAUGCGCAGCUUCCUUUCCAAGCAGAGGGAGCAAUCACAGUCACAGGGCAGGACGGUGGCUUCCUCUGCUGGGAGGAAUUGAGGGGCUGGGCCCCCAAAGAGGCCCCUGGCUUCCCCCUUCCUCCGGGCAGGGGACAGAGAGACUCAGGGAGAAGGCACCGACUUCCUCUUGUCUGGGACCGAGCAUGCCUGCCCUUUGCAAGGGGGUCUGGGUCUCUCACGCAGAGGAAACCAGAAGCGGUGAGAGGGAGGGAAGGCCCAGCGACCAAUCAAAGGCAAGGUGAGGUGCAAAACCAGCGGCUCCCCGGGGGCCACUCACAGGCGGGGGGGCCAUGGCGGAGCUGCAGCAGCUGCAGGAGUUCGAGAUCCCCACCGGCAGGGAGGCGCUUAGGGGAAACCACAGCGCUCUGCUGCGCGUGGCCGACUACUGCGAGAACAACUACCUGCAGGCCACAGACAAGCGGAAGGCGCUGGAGGAGACCAUGGCCUUUACCACCCAGGCCCUAGCCAGCGUGGCCUACCAGGUGGGCAACCUGGCUGGGCACACCCUGCGCAUGUUGGACCUGCAGGCAGCUGGCUUGCGGCAGGUGGAGGCCCGAGUGAGCACACUGGGCCAGAUGGUGAACAUGCAUAUGGAGAAGGUGGCCCGAAGGGAGAUCGGCACCCUGGCCACCGUCCAGCGGCUGCCCCAGGGCCAGAAAGUCAUCGCCCCAGAGAGCCUGCCCCCCCUCACACCCUACUGCAGGAGACCCCUCAACUUCGGCUGCCUGGAUGACAUUGGCCAUGGGAUCAAGGACCUGAGCACUCAGCUGUCGCGGACCGGGACCCUGUCUCGCAAAAGCAUCAAAGCACCUGCCACACCCACCUCGGCCACGCUGGGGAGAGCGCCCCGGAUCCCUGAGCCGGUGCAGCUCCCCGUGGUGCCUGACGGCAAACUCUCCGCUGCCUCCUCAGUCUCUUCUCUGACCUCUGCGGGCAGCGCUGAAGGUGUCGGUGGGGUCUCUCAGACCAAGGGGCUGGCCGCACCCCCACCCCCACCUCUCCCCAGUUCCAUGACUCCACCCCCUCCACCUGUCCUGGCCUCGGCUGACGUCUUCCUGCCGCCCCCCGAGCUAACAGAAUUGACUCCUCUGGACCUGCCCCCACCUCUGGACCUGUCCCAGCCUCUGGAUCUGCCCCAGCCUCUGGACCUGCCCCCGCCCCCACUCCCUGAUGCGGAUGAACUGGGGCUGCUGCCUCCGCCCCCACCAGGCUUUGAGACUGAAGAGCCCAGUUGGGUUCCAGCUUCCUACCUGGAGAAAGUGGUGACACUUUACCCGUACACCCGCCAGAAGGACAACGAGCUCUCCUUCUCUGAGGGCACUGUCAUCUGCAUCACCCGCCGCUACUCAGAUGGCUGGUGCGAGGGCGUCAGCUCAGAGGGGAGUGGAUUCUUCCCUGGGAACUAUGUGGAGCCCAGCUGCUGACAGCGGAGGCUCUGUGGGCCACCGACCCAGGCUCCACCCAGAGAGUCCGUAGAGCUGCAGGCCAAAGCCAACCCCAAAGUCAAGGCUGUCUUCUACACCGGCCCACCUCCCUGGGCUUAAGCUGUGUCUGCCCCUUUCCACAUUGUGGCAGGGAGGCCCUGGGGCUAGAGGAGAUGCCCAGAGGCCCGGAGCAGACAGGAAAGAACCCAGCCAAGGAGUUUGGUGAUUUUGUCCAUAAAAGGGCCCCCAUCCAUGCAAGAUGGGGUCUCCAGCUGCAAGCGCCAACUUGGAAUAAAACUGCUGACUUGAUGACUGCCCUGCAGGGCUGAGGAGUCAGAGCAGCGAUUGAAAGGUAUCCCCGCUG